Molecule: messenger RNA, 903 nt
Organism: Ostreococcus lucimarinus CCE9901
Lineage: Eukaryota; Viridiplantae; Chlorophyta; Mamiellophyceae; Mamiellales; Bathycoccaceae
Exons: 1
Coding region: 1-903 (300 amino acids)
Molecular function (GO): dioxygenase activity
Source: RefSeq, a predicted model, not a curated record
AUGACGCGCAUUCCAACCAUCAAUCUCGCGCGCGACGGCUCCGCGCGCGGUUUGACGGACGCGUUCGCGUCGGACGAUUUCGCUCGACGCGGAUUCGCGUUCGUCGCGCACGAGGGCGCGCUGCCCGAGCCGGAGAUCGUUCGAAAGUGUUUCGCGGAGAGCAGGACGUUCUUCGACUCGAGCGACGAGACGAGGAAGCGCGCGCUGACGGGCGACGCGCCGGGGAUCGGGUACACCGCGUUCGCGUCCGAAAAGUUAGACCCGUCGAGUUCGAGCGUCGGCGACAGUAAGGAGGGGUUUUACGUCGUGCGGGAACGCGCGAAGAAUCGAUGGCCCAGCGCGGCGUUCGAAGACGCGGCGACGACGUAUUACGAAUCGAUGUACGCGCUCGGGAAACGGCUGUUGCCCGCGUUGGCGCGCGCGUGCGGCGUGAACGACGCGUACUUUGACGCGCAUUGGUCGGCGUCGUCGCAUAAUUGCGUGCUGAGGUUUUUAAAGUACUCGGCGUCGAGGAGCGACGAAGGCGAAGGCCAAUUCGCCUGCGGCGCGCACACGGAUUACGGCGCCUUGACGAUUUUGGCGGUGGAGAACGACGGCUCGACGGGGUUGGAGAUUUACGACCGAGAGACAGAGACGUGGGUGCCGGUGACGCCGCCUCCGGAUCAUUUCGUGUUGAACGUCGGGGACUUGCUGGAGAGAUGGUCCAACGGACGGUUCGCUUCCACGCGACACCGCGUGAUGACGACGGGCGAGCGCGAACGGUUUUCGAUACCGUUUUUCUUCGAGCCGAGUUACGACGCCGUGAUUGAACCGGUGUGUGUGGGUGACGGCGAGGCGGCGAAAUACGCGCCGAUUCGCUUCGGCGAUUACUUGCAGGAAAAGUACGCGCAGACGUACGAGUAA